This is a messenger RNA of Triticum dicoccoides, 768 nucleotides long. RefSeq names its product histone H3.2-like. The coding region runs from base 77 to 487 and encodes 136 amino acids. The transcript has a single exon. Gene Ontology annotation, cellular component: nucleosome. The record is from RefSeq and is a predicted model, not a curated record. Gene Ontology annotation, molecular function: structural constituent of chromatin; DNA binding; protein heterodimerization activity. NCBI's taxonomy places the organism in Eukaryota, Viridiplantae, Streptophyta, Magnoliopsida, Poales, Poaceae.
GCUCAUCUCAUCGCUCCACCCGGACCCAAAUCCAACAACGCCGGCGAAGCAUCCAGGCCCAGACCCCGCCGCUCCGAUGGCCCGCACGAAGCAGACGGCGCGCAAGUCCACCGGCGGCAAGGCGCCGCGGAAGCAGCUGGCGACCAAGGCGGCGCGCAAGUCGGCCCCGGCCACCGGCGGCGUGAAGAAGCCGCACCGCUUCCGCCCGGGCACCGUCGCGCUGCGGGAGAUCCGCAAGUACCAGAAGAGCACGGAUCUGCUCAUCCGCAAGCUCCCCUUCCAGCGCCUGGUGAGGGAGAUCGCGCAGGACUUCAAGACGGACCUCCGCUUCCAGAGCUCCGCCGUGUCCGCGCUGCAGGAGGCCGCCGAGGCGUACCUCGUCGGGCUCUUCGAGGACACCAACCUCUGCGCCAUCCACGCCAAGCGCGUCACCAUCAUGCCCAAGGACAUCCAGCUCGCCCGCCGCAUCCGCGGGGAGCGCGCCUAGGUUUUGGGUCGCCGCCGGUGACACUGGGUGGUUGCUGUUCCUGUCUGGUGAUCCUGAUCCGGAUGUGUGCUGGGUGCUUCUGUUUGUUCGUGUUGAUAUGAUGUGUGUCCUCUUGUCUGUCCCGAUGCUGGAAUGAAAUGGCAAUGCAAAGUUCAGUUAUCAUCUGAUGCCUCUGUUUGCUGCUUGAUUGCUUUGUGAUUUUUCAGUGGUGUAGUUGUAAAAUGAAGCACGGUUAUGCAGUUGUAAAAUGAAGUUCAGUUAUCAUCUGGAUUUUGUGGUUU